AUGGCUUCCAACAGAGUUACCAAGGCUAAGCCUACCAAGAAGGCUGCUGCUAAGCCCAUCAUCAAGCCUACCGUCAAGGCCACCGCCAAGGCCGCGUCGGAAAGUAGUCGUGAGGUACUAGAAGAGAGGAUCGAGUUCCUACUUACCUGUAUCAAGGUCGACCUGAAUGCUGUUGGUCAACACUAUGGCAUCUCCACUAAUGCAGCGAACAUGCGCCUUCGACGUGCUAAGGAUUAUGUCGCUAAACUUGUAAGGGCUAGAGAGGAGGCUCAGAAUGGUGAUGAAGCCCCCGACACCACAGAGGAUGAGGAGGCUUAA
Molecule: messenger RNA, 318 nt
Organism: Penicillium samsonianum
Lineage: Eukaryota; Fungi; Ascomycota; Eurotiomycetes; Eurotiales; Aspergillaceae
Exons: 2
Coding region: 1-318 (105 amino acids)
Source: RefSeq, a predicted model, not a curated record